Odontomachus brunneus is the source of this 4271-nucleotide messenger RNA. RefSeq names its product jmjC domain-containing histone demethylation protein 1-like. The coding region runs from base 247 to 3171 and encodes 974 amino acids. Gene Ontology annotation, molecular function: histone demethylase activity; DNA binding; transcription coregulator activity. Gene Ontology annotation, biological process: protein demethylation; regulation of transcription by RNA polymerase II. The transcript is spliced from 7 exons. Lineage: Eukaryota; Metazoa; Arthropoda; Insecta; Hymenoptera; Formicidae. The record is from RefSeq and is a predicted model, not a curated record.
UCUCUUAAGAGGGCGCAGUCUAUACUUGUGAGCUACGUGCCGUUUUGUCGCAUCUCGUCGCGGGAGUGCGAUCGUGCGUGCGUUCACAUUACGGACACAUUGUGUGCGAAAUGUAAAUAAUAAACGAGGUACUGGGCCGUUAAACAGAAAGAUUGGCCAGGCCUCCGUUUAUUUUCGUGCGGCAACGUGUCAGUGAGUGUCCCCCACAUGAAUUACCGGUGAUACGUUUCUGACAGCGUGUUCGCAAUGGCCGAUGAGUCCUCUGCGUUGCCGAAGAGGCGGCAAUUGCGUGAAAGAACUAAAAAGCUAUACACCGACGACUGGACUCUCGGCGACGAGGAGAUCGAGGGUCGUAGGACGUUCCAGCUCGAUGAGAAGAUCGAGUGUGAAAGGUACGACCUGAGCAACUUCAGCGGCCUCUUCCGAGAGAUGAAUGGCUCUGAUUUGAACUUGGCGUACCUACAAAAGCAUGGGCUACAAAUACCAUUGCUGUUCAAAGAGAUGUCAGGAUUGGGGCUGCGUGUGCCCAGCACCAAUUUUUCAGUCAAUGAUGUGAGAACAUGUGUUGGUUCGAAGAGAAUACUGGAUGUAAUGGAUGUUAAUACUCAGAAGAAUGAAGACAUGACGAUGAAGGAUUGGCAAAAAUAUUACGAGGAUCCCAACAAAGAGCGACUAUUGAAUGUGAUCUCCUUAGAAUUUAGUCAUACCAAGUUAGAGAAUUACGUACAGUCACCUGCACUAGUACGGCAAGUUGAUUGGGUAGAUGUGGUAUGGCCAAGACACUUGAAAGAUGCUCAGGUGGAAUCAACUAACCUUCUAGAAGACAUGAUGUAUCCAAAAGUACAGAAGUACUGUUUGAUGUCAGUGAAGGGAUGUUAUACUGAUUUUCAUGUCGACUUUGGUGGUACUAGUGUAUGGUAUCAUAUUCUGCGUGGUGGUAAAAUUUUUUGGCUAAUACCACCGACUGAGAAGAACCUGGCACUCUAUCAAGAAUGGGUGUUAAGUGGCAAACAAUCUGAUGUAUUCUUUGGUGAUAUGGUAGACCGAUGCGGCAGAAUAACUCUAACAGCUGGUAUGACAUUGUUUAUACCAACUGGUUGGAUUCAUGCUGUAUACACUCCUCAGGAUUCUCUAGUAUUUGGUGGAAACUUUCUGCACAGCUUUGGCAUAGAAAAACAAUUGAAAGUGGCACAAGUAGAAGAACACACCAAAGUGCCGCAGAAGUUCCGCUAUCCAUUCUUCACAGAAAUGUUAUGGUAUGUUCUCGAACGAUAUGUGCAUGUGCUCUUGGGCAGAAGUCACCUAGAAAUAGCUGAAUCGCAGAAACAACAUUCAGUACCAUCACAGCAUCAGCACUUACACAUAACUCCAUUUGAAUUACAUGGUUUGAAAGCAAUAGUUAUGUAUCUACAUUCUUUGCCGUCAACGAAGAAAAAUGUGCCGGAACUCAUACGCGACCCUGUUGCCUUGAUCCAUGACGUGCGCUGUUUGGUGGAGAAACAUCGACACGACAAUCCCGAAGCUGCUGUAACAGGAAAUGCUGUAUUACCACCGCCACCACCACUCACUAUUGCCGACAGGGAACGGCUAAGAGUGGCGCGGAAAGGUUUUGUAAAGAUACCAAGGCUCCCAUCAGAGAAGUCCGAGAGAGCGUUUCCGCGUAGAAGACGCACCAGAUGUAAGAAAUGCGAAGCUUGCACCAGGCAGGAUUGUCGAGAGUGCGUCUACUGUCAAGACAUGGUAAAAUUCGGUGGAACUGGUCGCGCUAAACAAACAUGCCUGAUGCGCCAAUGCCUGAGGCCUAUGUUGCCGGUUACAUCAGCUUGCAAAAUCUGUCAAUUGGACGGUUGGAGACAACCACCAGCACCGUUAAUGGGUAAACCAAUUCCCAAUAUACCAUCGAAGUUAAUGGAAUGUUCGAUAUGCUUCGAUAUCGUACAUCCAGAAUGUAUAGGUCUGAAUUUCGAAGAGAUAACAACAGUUAAUGACGAUGUACCGAAUAGUUGGGAGUGUCCUGAGUGUUGUGAACGGGGUCGAAAUCUUGAUUAUCGGCCCCGUCAACCAAAAUCUCGCUCGCGGAAGCUGUCAGUAUCGAGCGCAGGAUCAUCGGCACCAACCUCGGAUUCUGAACGAGCUACAACACCGAAUAAACAACCAAGGAUGGAGGAGGUAAACGAUUCCCCCGCAGAAGCAGCUGAUAAUGAACGAAGAACAAUUAUGCGCAACCACUUGGCAAUGCAAUUGAUCGCCGGAACCAGCAGAAAUCUAAUCAGGCCGCACGUAGUAGUUAGACCUGCGCCACCACCACCUAUUCCGAGAUCGGAUGAAGACGUAUCAAAUCUGGCGUACGAUAAGACAGUGACGCUUUCGGUUUUUCGAUACCUUAGCGUAAGAGAUCUGUUUAAUUGUGCCUUGGUCUGUCGUACCUGGGCAAGAUAUAGCAUAGAUUCCAGUCUAUGGAAGAAACUCGAUAUGUCACACAUCCGCUUGGAACCUUUGCAUUUGACUUUCAUUGUACGCAGACAACCGGAGAAUCUUAAACUCGAUUGGACCAACAUUAACAAAAAGCAGUUGAUUUGGUUACUAACCAGACUACCGCAAUUACGAACAUUAUCUCUUCAAGGUUGCGCCUGGACUGCAAUUGGCGGUUUGAGAACCUGUUGCUGUCCACCUUUAACGAUGUUGGAUCUGAGUUACGUUACCGGAUUAAACGAUGCUAAUCUAAACGAGGUUCUGAGUCCACCAACGGAUUCGCGACCUGGUCUCAUCGACAAGACGUCGCGACUGAAGCACCUCAAACAUUUGUUCCUAGCCGGAUGCGAUAUUACUGAUCUCGGGACUAGAUACAUAGUCGAGCAUCUGCCGUGCCUCGAAAGUUUAGACUUGUCCUCAUGCGGUAGGCUUACUGACUUGGGUGUGGCGCAACUAGCAACACAGAAGCUGCCAAACUUGACAUCGUUAAACCUAGCCAGCUGCAGACUACUUACUGAAACUACCUUGGAUCACCUGGAACAAUGUAAAGCAUUGAAACAUUUAGACUUACGACACACCACUCAAGUAUCGACGCAGGCCGUCAUCAAGUUCGCAGCAAAAAGCGAGCACAACCUACAUGUGACAGAUGUGAAGCUGGUGGAGGAGAAAUCGGAAACCGAGGCCGUAGCAACAUCAUGAAAAGGCCUCAUGUGGUACUCGCACGUAUUAUUGUUCAGUGCAAUCCGGUUCUGUUACUAAUGCACAUAGAAACCAUCGUUUGCGAGCGAACCGCAAUUGUGGGCAAAAAUACUUGCGAUUAGUGAGGAUUAAUUUUACACAAAAGUAUGUGUACAUGACGUGCAUCAUUACAUGAUGUGGACCUGACUAGCAUAAGAUUUCUAUUGCGGUGACACUCACCUUCUACCGACAUGAGGCCAAACGCUGUCUUGGCAAAGAUGAUUUUUUUUGCAACUUGUAUGUUAUUCUUGUUCUAAUUACGGAAGUUAUGUACGUUUGACUGAUUGAAUUGUACGAUCCUUUUAAGUUACACUGUGCUUUAUACUAAAUAUUUUUUGCCUGAUAGUAAAAAUUAUUUCCGCCCUUUGUAUAUCGCAUAAAAUUUAGUUUCACAUUGUUUGUCUUAUAAAUAUUGCGAAGGGAAUAACGUUGAAAACUCAUCGAAUUUUUUUAACAUAUCGUCUUCAACUAAUUACGAUACUUUUACGAAGAAAUCAUCUGUUAUUUUAUUUCUUCCUUUAUUUUGUUCAGCACGAGAUCAAGUCAGGUUGCUGAGAUAAGUCGUAUUCAUCAAGAUCCUACAGGAUGUACAGAAUGUCACGAUGUACGAAAAGGUACUGUAUAAGAACUUGAAUCGAAACAUUGUUGACCGACGACAGUAUUUUUCGCAUAGGUUGUGGAAAUUGAAAACUUACGUGCGCGUGCACACACGUGAGGAAAGUUAGUAUUUAUUUACAUGAAAUCUGAACAAAUCAUGAACGAGAGAAUAUCUCAAUUGUAAAAAUGAAAAAACUGCCUGAGACCACAGACAUAUACAUAUACAGUUUAUCCAUAAAUGCGCGACAAAUAUAAAUUAUACAAAAAUACACACACACAUACACACACUCGAUUGUACCAUUUCGCAGUGUUAGGUGAUCUCUAAAUGUCGCACGAAGACAGCAUGUACAUGUUUUGAAUUUUAAUCUUCGACCUAAGCUGCAUUUCGUAGGCGACGUAAAACAUUUUGUGUAAGCAGUUAUGUACAUAUACUUGCUUUUUUAUAUAAACGCACGUUUCAGUUG